AUGGCUGAGCUAGAGCCCUGGUGGCUGCAAUCCAUUGUCGAUGAGACGCUCGUGGAGCAUCCUGACGUGGUGCGAACUGGGAGCCCUGACUACAUGUGCUCAGUGUUGCCUCAGCACUGGCGGUCGAACAAGACGUUGCCGGGCGGUUUCAAGGUGGUGGCCCUCGGAGAAGUACUCGACGGUACGUUGGUCACUGUCCGCGCCGGGAAUGACGAGAACAUCACCGCAGAACUGAGAAAUAACACCGCCGUUAUGAAGAACAGAGUAGCUAAAUUCAAUGACUUGAGGUUCGUCGGAAGAAGUGGGAGAGGAAAGAGCUUCUCGUUAACAAUUACGAUAUCUACGUCACCGCCUCAAGUAGCUACGUACCAAAAAGCUAUCAAAGUGACCGUAGACGGACCACGGGAGCCUCGCUCCAAAACUAGUACAAAUGUGCCGACGCACAGAACGAUCGACUUCCAUCGGCAGUUCAUCUCUUGUCCGCCGUUACCCCUACGUGACGAGUACAAGAAUCCGACCACGAGGAACCUUCGAACACUCUCGCACGAGGAGAGGGAAUACAAAACCAAUGCCAGCAUACCUAUCGGAGAGAGCAGUGGUAAUAUUCUGGGUGCAAGUGAAUGGAAUACUGGCUACCCGUCAACGCCGAGUGUUUAUCCAACUUACGGAACUCUACAACCUCCCUACUACAAACCUGAGCCAACUAUACACAUACCUACAGUAUUACCGGAAAUGCCGCUCUGUCAUACGGAUUACGGCGGCUUCCAGACGGGUACUACAAGCUUUAAAGGCAGCCAGAGCGGAUCUGCACCUGCGUUAACAGAUCUCAAUACAACCCCGUUGGCUGGCCAUACAGCUACAGCAAUGCCAACACAGACCCGAUGCGAACCUAACUAUUACAACUCCUGGCCCGCGAACACAUACAAUUAUAACAACUACCAAUACAACAACAUCAACAACAACCCCACCUGCUUACAAUCACACACGCCAUACAUCAAUCCAAAUCCACAAAUGAUCCUUCCCAACCUAUACUCAACCGUAAACCAAAAUCAAAUCCACGUCCAUUUGCACAGCUCUGCCGACAAAAACAUCGAACAGUACAUCCCUAGCGAAAUAAAAAUAAGCGAUAUUGAUGGCGGCAUUUCUAUAACAACAGAGCUGCAAGGUGCGGGCGAAGCAAGUGGUCUUGUGCAGACUUGCGAAGCGACCGAUGAUGUUAAGCACGGACUUUAUGGUGCUUCAAAUCAAGAAGUAUGGCGGCCCUAUUGA
Messenger RNA from Parnassius apollo (apollo), 1269 nucleotides. Lineage: Eukaryota; Metazoa; Arthropoda; Insecta; Lepidoptera; Papilionidae. The record is from the annotation of a GenBank genome assembly.